AUCAGUCAUUUCGUUGCAAAAUGCUCUGGGACGAUUUGAAAACCGGAACUAGAUUUAUCUAUAAUGAGAUGUGGGUUGUAAACAAAGUUUGGCAUGUGAUUAGAAGACGAAGUUAUCGCGAUGGAUGAAAUUCUAAACGAAGUUAAGGAACUGUCAGUUGUAGAAUUAAGGACUAAAUUGAUAGAAGUAGGAGAAAAGGUAGGACCAAUCACUGCCACGACACAAAAUUUGUUUCAAAAACGUCUAGCAAAACGAUUGUACCAGAUACAGCAUCCAGAAUUAUUAACCAGUGAAGCAAAGGAAAAGGAUGUAGUCAAUAAUAACGCUACCCCAGACAAUGUAGAGCCUGUGAAAAGUGUAGCUAAAGUGAAAGAGGAUACAGUGGAUUCUAAAACGUCCGAUGACGUUCCGUCUGUAUUCUUCGGGGUCUGUCUUCCACAUGGGGUAGACAAGAAAGAAACAGAAGAUGAAGAAUUGGUAUUCAAAGACAAAGUACAGGCUCUACAGGCUGUUAAAAAGUAUGCUGGGGCCAGGUUUAAAGUCUUCAAGUCAAAACAAGAUGCCAGACUUUUCAGUCAGUCUUCAGCUGAUGAGCCAUCUCCAUCACCAUGGAAACCGUCAUCUCCAAAGGCAACAGAUGGCUUUAUAUCAACAAUGGGCACAGGAGUAUCUUUUGAAAGCUCGCCAUACAAAGCACCUAAAGUACAGGAGAUAUCUAAGUUUAGAUUAGCCCUAGAACAAGGGGACACAACCACCAUAGAAACACUAGUGUGGGAAAAUCCAAGGUUCCUUAUCAGCAGUGCUGAUACACCAUUAAUUAUACAGGAAGGACCAAGAUACAAUGCUUUACAUGUAGCAGCCAAGAGUAACCAGCCACAAGUCUGUCAGCUGAUACUGGAUAUCUUAGAGGAUCCAAGCUUCCUUGAUAAGCUCUAUGGGCACACUAAAGAAACUGAGUGUACCAGGACAGAUAGAAUGAACUUUGUUGUUGAUUUGUAUCUCAACACUCCCGAUAAAGGGUGUUGUGAAUCACCUCUACAUUUUGCCUGUAAGUUUGGAUACACAGAUGUGGUAGCAGUCCUGGCAUCUCAUCCAAAAGUUGACAAAAUCCUAAAGAACAAAUAUGCAGAAACUCCAAGAGAUGUAAUAUGCACCAGAUUAAAAACUCCUACUCAAGAUCAGAAAGCUGAGAUCAAAGAUUUACUAGAAGGUCAGUUUUAUGUCCCGUUACUGAGAGCAGAAGAUAAUACUACUCAGCCUCUCAUUGGCCAGCCCUGGUCACCUGACAGUUCCAAGGUGCCUUUGAAUGUAGCUACUGGUACCUGGAGUCCAAAAGAUCCUCUCAUGGCUGUCAAGGCUUGUGCUGGUCCUAUGACACCUUCAAAGGCAAUGUUAUUCCACAAGAGAUGGAUGACUCCUCCCUCUGGUAGUCCUGACCAUGUCAAACAGAAAUUUGUCUUCACAAAACGAGAGGAUAGUGAUAAAGGGGUUGAGAGAAUAGGAAGAGAGUUAGCUCAUGAGUACCAAAUACCAUGGGUAGAAUACUGGACCUUCUUACAGACCUACGCUGAUCUUACUACAGAAGAUGGACUAGAUCUGUUUGAAGAUUUUCUACAUAGACAAAGUUUAGGGUUGUGUAUUGCUGAAAAGAUAGAUAAACUAGACGUAAAGUCUGAUAUGGAAGAUAGUUUUGUUACAGCCAAUCAGAGUAGUAAUCCAAUGAAUUCUUCGUUUCUAAAUUCAUCAUUAUUUCAGUCGAUAAAUGGUUCAUUAGGUCAACGUAGUAUAUCCCCUCAGAUUCUCGAGGAAAAUAGCUUCUUAUGUAAAGGAUUGCCGAAAACCAGUUCUCCUCUAAAUACAUCGGAAAUGGAGGAAAGUUUGCAUUUACCGAAGCAUAAUAUUUACGAUUACGGUAAAAACUACAUGACAUGGUCAAUGGACAGUAGUGAUUUUAUGCAGGAAAGUUUCACUGCAUCGUCAAGUCCCAUGGGAUGUUUGACCGCUUUGUUUACAAAACUUUCAUUGUUAGACCGAUCAAUUCGUCAGAAGAGAAGAUCUGUCAGUUGUAAUUCAUGUAUCGGAGACCGUUCUGCCUCCUCUCCUCAUGAAAAAAAUGGUUCAAAACCCUACAAUUCACCGCCAAGGGGGAUGGAUCCAAUUUCUGAAAAUUUUGAAAAACGAGAUAUUAAUAAGAACAUAGAAUUGAGUGAAAAGAAGCCAGAUGAAAAUUUUUGUAAUGGAAGUGUUCCAACUAGAAUUUGUGAUGAUAUUGCGGAAGAGAAUUCUUCUGAUGAAAAUACCGACCGGAGUCAGUCUCCAGCUUUAUCUAAUCAUUUGGAAGAUAAAAAUGUCUCCUUGUGGAGAGACAUGAGAAAUGACAGUGUUUCCUCGUCAUUAUCAUCACUUAGUGAUGAGGGAGGGAGGUUGGAGACGUGUGACGAGGGUGAAAGUGUUCCAAAGGUUGAAAAUAACAUAAAACAAGAAAAGAAGGAUGUGAUUGUAGAAUCUAAGUUUAACUGUGAUGAGAAAGUAACAUGUGAAACGAAAAAUGACUCAAAAUUGGAAAAAUUGGAGUUUGAAAAAGAAGCAUCUAAUGUUGAUGACUUGACCGAUAAAUUUGAUCAGAAAAUUAGUGUAACUGAUGUAGCUACCUCAGAAUGCUCUCAAACUCCAGAAAGAAAACGAAGAAUAAGUGGUAAAGAAAAACCUACGUAUGUUCACUUGGACGUUGUAUUUGAAAUGAACAAAAACAAAACUCCCGAAAAUAUCUUUGAAGCUAUGUUUGAAGCCGUGAAUGAAAGAAGGAAAUCAAAUAUGAAUUUAGAGGAAAUGGAUUUCAUGAAAUUUAGUGAUGAUGAUUGGAAUCGGGAUUUUGUUAUUGAUUUUGAUUUGACCCAAUCUGACCUUUGUGAAGGACAAGAAAUACAUGCCACUGUGGCUGUAGUGCCAUUAAACAUGAACCUAAAUGAGAUGAAAGUUUUCCCCAGAGUUCCAUUUAAACUGACUUCCUGUGAAUAUUUGAACACUGCUGAUGUUAAUUUUGCCGAUUCCAUUGUGAUUGUUAAUUUGAAGUUUCAUUUUGUCAGAGAACAGAUGAAGCAAGCUCUUCUUGUCAGGAAUUGUUUUUAUCAAAGGAGUUAUUUUAUCAAUGGUCCACUACCAACCAAGACUGACCUUGAUGCCCACAGAGCUAUGGACGAUCACCCCGUCAAUAAAACAGAGUAUCCUUAUAUACAUCGAUGGAGGUCAUUGAUAUCUGCCAGGAUGUCAGAAAUGGGCAAUGAAUGGCCAAGUCCAGCCAGAGUUCAUCAGUAUUCCAAUCUAUCAUCGAGUUUCCCACAGAUUACUACACCCAGAAUGAAUGACAGUUCUAUGUUGUUUCGUAGUCCUCGUACAACACUGAACAAGAUGACCACAACAUGGACCUUACCCAAUGUCCGAACAAAGCUGUUUAAUGGGUCAUCAAAAGAAUAGAAAAAUUAAUUGUUAUUGAUUCCACAACAUAAUUACAUGUUAAAUCUCAAAGGACUUUUCAGUUCAAGACUUAGACACAAAUAUAUUAGAUUGUCUUGGCUAGUCUUUGAAGGACUCUGACACUAAAAAUAGUCCACUCUGCCAGUGAAUAAUACUUACACUGGGGAACUGUAAAUUCAGAAAUCAUUGCGUGCAUUUAGUAUGAGGAUUUUUUUUCAUUUUAGACAUUAAAUGCAAUUUUAUUUUUGAGAUAUUGAGAAAAAUCCUGUUUAAUUCAUAUAAAUAUUAUCUAAAUGUGAGUUUAAAUUAUUGCGAUUAUAACCUUAUAGCAUUUUUUGCAAUAUUAACAUCAUCACAAUAAUUCCUUAAUUUACAGUUUACCAGCUGUGUGCCAAUUUGACACAUGUGGAAGUUCAAACACUGUUAUACUACUGAAUACUGUUUAACGUGGCGGUGAAGCUUUGCUUACAUGGCUUAGUAGAUAGAAAAAUUGUAUAUUCAAUUUAUUCUAGGGAGUCAAUACUUAUAAACAAUACUACUUCAAUCUUUUGAAUUGAUAUUAUUUACAUGUCGUUAAUAGAAGAAAGAUCAUUUGUUCUACACUUACUUAACAUAUUUUCAUGAAUAUUAUAUAAUUUGUCAGAUAAUUUCAUUGAUAGAUUUAACUGUGUACAUACAGUUAUGGGUAAUACUUAUACAAGUGUUUUUUUUAUUUACUGGUUAAUCAUUUUGGAGCUCAAAUGCAAUACUGUAAAUUCAGAAAUUAUUGCAAUGUUUUUAUUAUUGCGAAAAAUGCAACAGGGUUGUAAUCGCAUAAUUUAAACUCGCAUUUUGAACUUUUUCAUAUGAAUGAACAGGAAUUAUUGUCAUUAUUGCAAAAAUUUAAACAGCAUUGUAGUCUAAAAUGACAAAAUCGCAAUAAUAAAUGCACGCAAUAAUUUCUGAAUUUAUAGUAUAAAUAUUAUUACACAAGAACUCAUACAUGUAUAGAAAAAUACAAAAUGAGUGACAGAAAAACACAUCAAUUCAAGAAUGUCUGUGGCACACAAGUUGAAUAUUUCUUGUUAUUUGAAUUUUUGGAUUAGUUUAAAAUUUUGUUUUCAUUGACCAUGGAUUUUUAUAUGGAAUUAAAUAGAAAAUGCAAGAAACUAUAUAUUGUUCUGAGCAUGCUCAAUUUGUUUUGAUUCAAUAUUUUUAACAAUUUCUUUACAACACUAAUUGUUUUAUGAUGACAGAGGAGUGAAGUUGUCUUGAACUUGCAUAAAAAAUCUAUGUCAGUGCUUUAAGGUGGUACCUAAAACUACUGAGAGAAAAUGUUUUAAUCACGUUGUAUUGUUAAGAAAAUAUUAAGCUUCUCAAUGAUCAAAAUAAGUCUUUGUCAAACUGCUAUAUAUCCAAUGAAAUUUUUUGAAGAAAGUGAUUGUUUUUUUGAAAUUUUUAUAUUUUUUCUCAAAGAGUUAAAGGAAAUAUUUUGUCCAAAUUUUGUGAAAAUUAAACGAGCCAAAUUAAUUUUAGUCAAGGUGUUGGGUACCACCUUGAAUGUAAAUUGUAACUCUGACAGAGUUUAUUCAGAUGUGAAAUUAAAGGUUUUUAUUUCAAUAGGGAAUCAGGGUAUUCCAUUCUAACCAGUGUAAUUAUCUGAACAGCUUAUAUAAAUGGAGAAAUUUAUUUAGUUGUACAAGGGCUGAAAUUGGAUUAUGGCAUGAAAUUUCCAUGCUAAUCUGUUUUAUUUUAUUUUGGCAAGAAAGAAGGCAACUUUUUCAAAUGUAAAACUGAAUUAAUAUGAUUUUCUUCAUGUCACAAAAAAAAUAAAAAAAAUGUCAAUUUUUUUUCCAUAUACAUGUACCAUAUAAAAUUAGAUGUUGCUACAAACACAUGCAAACAUUACUGAAUUUACAACACUUUUUUGUUAUUUAUUAUAAACCAAUGAUACCAUCGAAGUAAUUUAACUUUAAUUUCUGUAGAGGGCUAUUUUACUGACUGUAAAAUUGAGAAUGAAAAUGAUUAAUGUGUCAAAGGGACAACAACCAAACCCAAGGCCACCAAUGUGUUUUCAAAAUCCAGCACACAGGGGCUUAUGUAAAUGCUCUUUUGUUCCGACGUUGGAAAGUUCCGGGCGGAAAGAACUAACUAGCUGAAAAGUUCCAGAGGAACUUAUAAACUAAUUACUUUGUUCUUCCUCUGGUUUAAAAGUUCCACCGGAACAAAGUGACUAGUUGAAAAGUUCCAACGGAACAUAUCAACUAGUUUAAAUGUUCCUUUUUGCCAAAUUAGUCAAAACCGAAACUAACAAACUAGCCCAAAAGUUACAACAGAACAUAUCAACCAGUCACAAAGUUCCAUUUGGAGAAUUGAUGCAAAGUAAAAUCACAACAUGUUAUAUAUUUGAACCUUUCAAAAGGGAACCAAGAUACUGUAUACAAAAGACAAAAACUUAUCAACUAGUCACAAAGUUCCACUUUGGCAAAUUAGUCAAAACCGGAACUAACAAACUAGCCCAAAAGUUCUUCCUCAUGUGUGUACUUUUAAAAAUAUCAAUUUCAGAUUAAUGUAUAACAAUAAACUAGAACUUAUUCCGUUAUGAAGGCAACAUUCAGACCGAAUUAACUAGUUGUUCUGUUCCGCCAGAACUAUUGUACUAGCUACAUUGUUCGGGGACUUUUCAACUAGUUACUUUUUUACUGAAAUAACUAGUUGAAAAGUUCCGCCGGAACUAAGUGACUGACGGAACAUAGUGGCUGUUACACUUACUUGAGCUGGCCCCUAAAACAAAAAUGUGUACUAAUUCAGUGAAAAUGGUUCAUAUUUUAUAGAAAAAAUUAUCAAAGCCGUUUGUAGGCAAAUUAUUAUACAGAUGGAGAUGGAAAGAAUGCUGGCUGUAGUAUUAUGUCAUUAACAUUCUUGGAAAACAAAUUCCUGUGUAUAAAGUUGAAAUUAUUAAAUUUAAUUGUAAAUGUGAUACAUUGUUGCUUUAUGUUUGUAUUUCACAUGGAAGUGCUUUUUUUGUGCAACCACAAUGUUUAUUUCAGAGAAAUUACCAGUAUUGUUAGUUAAUAUGUGCCUGUAUUUGUUAUAAAAUAUUUUUAUUUUAGUUAAAAGCUCAAUCAUGUAUCACAAUCGAAACUGUUGCUGCAAUUUUCUGCGCUAAAUCUGUUAUCAUGUAUAAGACUAGGUAUAAUUGAAUAUGAAAUUUUGAUGAAAGUACUUUACAAAUAUGAAUAAUCUUUCCAAAUUAUAUUAUCGGUUUUUGUUGAAGGAACAAAUAUUUUUUUCUGUCACAAUUUUGUGUUAAGAUUGAUCUGAUUUUUUUUCUGUUCAUGACAAUGUUCGUAUGUUUUUCAUUGAAGACAAUAGUAAUACUACCUGUGAAAGUUAAUUGUUAUACAUUUAGUUUUUAUGUUCAAAUAUAGCAGAUUAUUUAAAUUUGUAAUGAAAAAUAAGUAUCUAAUAAGAUAUUUACAAAAAUAUUAAUAUAAGAAUGUUCAGAUGAACUUCUAUCUAAAAAAGAAUGUCAAUGCUUCAAUAUUUGUUGUGAAAAUUAAAUCUAUGAAAUUUUUAGAUGUUUUGCCAAUAUUAUGAAGUGUAUAAAUAUAGUUUUUUCUCUCUCAAAAAUACAAAAGUUUAGGUCACAGUUUUUUUCUAGCUCCAAAUUGUGCAAUAUUGUCAGAUUUUGUAAACAUUAUACAAGGGUAAACCACUGUUGUGUGAAAAGAUAAAUCUAUAAUAAAAGUAUGUUUUUAGAAAAUGAAAUAAAAAUUUGGGUCACUGCACUCAAUUUCAUGGUUUAAAAUGAGAAAUUUUAAAAGGAAAAUGUAUUGAAUAUUCCUCUAGAUAGAUUAUAUUAUCUGAAUUAUCACCCCUUAAAAAAUUAGAUGAACAAAGUUUGAAUCUCACAAAAAACUUGUAAAUAUGUAAAUUCACUCAUGAUAUAGAAUAGAGAAACCACAUACCAGUAAUUUUCUAAUUUUGAAGAAAAAAAGUGACAACUGAACUGCAUUCCUGUUACAAUUUGUGUAUAUUUUUUUUAUUAUAUAAUAAGAUAGUAUAAAGCAACCAUCAACCAAUCCAUAAUCUUCUUAUGACAUUUUUUUCUGCUUUUUUUAAUUACCCAAGAUGGCAGAGGACCCUAUAUCUACCUUACUUUGCAUACUAACCUGACCUCUUUUUUUUACUUCAUUACAAGACUCUAUAAUAUCUGAAAGAAAUCAGAUAUGUUUCCAAUAACCUUCUGACAUCAGGGAACAAUCACAGCUUGUGUGAUUGCAUGUAAUGGUGGACAAAUUUGCAUACUAGUGUAAAUAUUAUUGCCAGGAGUUUAAGACAUCUACAAAUAAGUCUAAUUCUCUUAAUUGUAUUUAUAUCCUUCAUUUACUCUUAUCUACCUCUUUAGUAAAAUUGGCGGGAUUACCAACCAGAGCUAAACUGCUAUUGUACCUUCAUUUAUCAUGAAUUUUUGCUAUAAAAUGCUUCAACUUGAUGAAAAAUUAUGUCUUGAAAUCUUAAAGAUCAAAUCAUGCCUAACAAUUAACUAAGUUAAUUCCACAGAUUGUAUUUUAGUUCUAGUCAAAAGCAUUUACGUGUAAAUCCUACCAAAGGAAUCAGGGCUGUUCCAAAAAUAAAUGUAUGGGGGGAAGGAAUGCACUUUAUAUAUUUUGCCCCACCAUGCAUACAUUCUAAAUUGAAUAUUUCAUUUGAAUGUUCAAGCAAUCUUUCUUAACCACCACCCAUCAAAUUUUAAUAAAAGUGCCUUCCUUCCCCCUAUACAAUUAAUCCUGGAAAAGCCCUCAACUAAAAAAGGCUAUUUUUGAUCAUUUGUUAUUUUUAUUUUUGAAUCAGGUUGUUUUAUAUUGUUUUGGCAGUUUUAAGAUGUCUUAUUUUUGAUUUUUAUUUAAUAUAUUUGUAGUAUAUUGCAAUUAUUUACAUGUAUUAAUAAAUAUUUGUAUUGCA
Mytilus trossulus (common blue mussel) is the source of this 8421-nucleotide messenger RNA. RefSeq lists its product as uncharacterized. Lineage: Eukaryota; Metazoa; Mollusca; Bivalvia; Mytilida; Mytilidae. Gene Ontology annotation, biological process: negative regulation of phosphorylation. The record is from RefSeq and is a predicted model, not a curated record. Gene Ontology annotation, molecular function: protein phosphatase 2A binding. The transcript has 11 exons. Bases 121 to 3474 code for a protein of 1117 amino acids. Gene Ontology annotation, cellular component: endoplasmic reticulum.